Molecule: messenger RNA, 3333 nt
Organism: Beta vulgaris subsp. vulgaris (sugar beet)
Lineage: Eukaryota; Viridiplantae; Streptophyta; Magnoliopsida; Caryophyllales; Amaranthaceae
Exons: 5
Coding region: 1-3333 (1110 amino acids)
Molecular function (GO): RNA-DNA hybrid ribonuclease activity; nucleic acid binding
Source: RefSeq, a predicted model, not a curated record
AUGGGUGAAAUGCUGAGGGAUUAUUUCCCCGAAAUCAGUGCCUCUGACAGAGAAGUUUUAGCUCGAGAGGUGGCUGAUUGUGAAAUAUGGGCAACUGUUAAGGAGAUGAAACCAUACAAGGCCCCCGACCCGGAUGGAUUUCAACCUCUCUUCUUUCAAAAUUUUUGGAGCCUUGUGAAACCUAAUGUUUCCCAGUUGGUUCGAGAUGUGCUUGGAGGUCGGGACUUUCCAGAUGGGUUAAAUGAUGCAUUCUUAGUCCUCAUUCCAAAGGUAGAGUUCCCCAUGAAAGCUAAUCAAUUCAGGCCAAUUGGACUUUGUAACAUAGUUUACAAGAUUGUCACAAAGAUUAUUGUGAAUAGAUUGAAGCCAAUCCUUCCUUCUAUUAUCUCCCCCACACAAUGUUCCUUUGUGCCGCAAAGGCAAAUCACUGAUAAUAUCAUUAUUGUGCAAGAAAUGUUGCAUACGAUGCGCAAUAAACAAGGAAAAAUGGGCUAUAUGGCGGUGAAAAUAGAUUUUGAAAAAGCUUAUGACCGCUUGAGUUGGGCGUUUAUUCGCGACACUCUUCUGGAACUUUCUCUCCCUCAGCUGAUGAUUGAUAUUAUCAUGAAUUGCCUAUCAUCUGCAAAAUUGCAAAUUCUGUGGAAUGGUGAACCAAUGCCCGCCUUCCAACCUUCUCGUGGUAUAAGGCAGGGGGACCCAUUAUCCCCCUACUUAUACGUCAUUUGUAUGGAGCGGUUGACUCAUCUAAUUGAACGAGAAGUGAAAUUAGGAGCGUGGAAACCGGUCAGGGCUAGUCGGAAUGGACCGCCUCUGUCAUAUCUCGCCUUUGCCGACGACCUAAUAUUGUUCGGGGAAGCCUCCGAGUCUCAAGCUGAGUUGAUGGGGCAGUGCCUACGUAAGUUUUGUGACGCUUCUGGUAGCAAGGUAAGUUUCGCGAAAUCUCGGGUUUACUUCUCUCCAAAUACCCACCUAGACAUUAGAGAUGCAGUAUGUUCAAAGCUGGGGAUGGAAGCCACAGAGGACUUUGGUAAAUAUCUUGGAGUUCCCACAAUCAAUGGUAGAUCAUCGAAAAAGGAUUACCAAUAUCUGAUUGAGCAGAUUAAUGGAAAAAUUGCAGGUUGGAAAACUAAGACCCUUUCUAUGGCGGGCCGAGCUACUCUUUUGCAAUCGACAUUAAGCUCUAUUCCAAUGUACACUAUGCAGUCCACAAAGAUACCCAGAAUUACGUGUGAUGAGUUGGAUAGGAAGUCGCGACACUUCCUAUGGGGAGCAGGUGAUGGUGAGCGUAAGGUUCACAUGGUUUCUUGGGCUAAUAUCUCGAAAACAAGGAAGGAGGGAGGGCUCGGUAUUUGCGCUAUGAGGCAGACUAAUACAGCAUUCUUAGCCAAAUUGGGUUGGAGGCUAUUGACUGAGCCUAUGUCCCUGUGGUCUCGGGUCGUGCGUGCAAAAUAUUGCGAAAAUAAAUGCGACUUGGAAAUGUUUAAGGAGAAAAAGAAUGCGUCGAAUGCGUGGAGGGGCAUUAUGAGUAGUGUGGAUAUAAUUAGGAAAGGGGUGAAUAUGGCGGUUGGGAAUGGUCAGAAAACUUUAUUUUGGCAACACAAUUGGGUAAAUAAUAAGCCACUUUUGGAGACGGCGUUAGUCGAACCACCUCUACAGCUUCAAAGCAUGUCAGUUAAUGAGAUGUGGGAUAACCAGGGAGGGUGGAAGUGGGAUAUUUUCGCAAACUUCUUAUCUCGGGAAGAUCUAGGGAAAAUAGCUGCUCAUGAAUUAGUAGAAGAUGAUGAUUGUGUGGAUGAGUUAUAUUGGAAUGGUUCACCUUUUGGUGGGUUUACUUUGGCUUCAGCUUUAAAGAUUAUUCGCAACGAAGCGGAACCUGAUAUUGAGGAAGUGACGGGGUGGAAGAUUAUGUGGCGGGUGGAGGUCCCUCAGAGGAUUAAAUUUUUCUUAUGGCUGGCUAUCCAAGAUCGUCUCAUGACGAACAGCAAUAGGUUUAUUCGAAGAAUCACUAGUGACCCCCGUUGCUUGGUUUGCGGAGAAGUUGAGGAGAAUACUUUACAUAUCCUUCGCGAUUGUCCGGCUGCCAGAGUAGUAUGGAGGAAAAUGGGAAUGGCUUCGAUGAAUCCGAGCUGGAAUAGCGGUCUGAAAGAUUGGAUGAUGUAUAAUAUUGAGGCUGGGAAUCAUGGUAAUAUCGAGGGAUGGCCCCAGGUAUUUAGUGUUGCGGUAUGGUGGUUGUGGAAGUGGCGCAACGAGCGCAUUUUUAAUGAGAGUCCUCGUAUUCCGCUAGACCAGGUAUGCUUCAUUAUGGCCCGUGUUCACCAAGUGAAAUUCGCUUUAACGUCGAGAAUGAUAGGUGGUGUUCAUAUAAAUAAUGCGCGCGAGGAAAGGCAUAUUCGUUGGUGCUACCCAUGCUUAGGGUGGGUGAGAUUGAAUACAGACGGGGCUUCGAAAGGGAACCCGGGAAGAGCUGGAGCAGGAGGCCUAAUCAGAGGGCAUAGAGGUGAAUUAUUUGAGGUUUUCGCGAUAAAUUGCGGUGUGUGUUCUUCCACGAAAGUGGAACUUCUAGGCGUGUUACGUGGCUUAUGUGUGGCUUGGAAUGGUGGCCAUCGGCAAGUAGUGGUGUCGGUUGACUCUGAGAUCGUUGUUAAUAUGUUGGGUGGAAGCUCCAUCCAACUCUCCAUAUAUUCAUUUAAUCCGAAAGUGUCAAGCUCUGCUCAAGGAGAGAGAUUGGAAGUGAAUCUUGAAGCUGUUACAGUUCAACGAAGAGAGCUCCUUGAGUUACAACAAAGGAGUUCUGCACUUAGGUGCAAUAAGCAACUCAUACAAAGUAAACGGAUUUUGAAUGAAGUGACCAGAAGAUUUGAGCUAGGAAAUAGUAGUGGGUUACUUGAAGAGGGUAAUUCAACAAUUGCGUUUGAGGUAGACCAACGAAAUCCAAUAGAAUCUGAUGGCAAUCAUGGAGAGUGCAGUAGUUAUGCACGUAUGUUGGAUAUUAAAGAGGAGAUUAUUGGGAUAUUGGUGAUCCAAUAUGGGAGUGCAGUAUGUGGGGCCAUGAUGUGUUCUAAAAAUCCUGAAAAGUUCGAAGACCCUUUGAUUGUUGAAUUACAAAAUAUGAUUGAUGAACACAAUCCUCUAGCAAAGAUUUUUAGAAUGGCAAGAGAUCGCUUUAAAAAUGAUGCAUGUCAGAAUGUCAAAUUGAAACUAAUUGGUAGGAGGGAAUCAGAUGGAAGGACAUAUAACUUGCCCACAACCAAUGAGGUUGCUGCCCUCAUCGUUGGAGAUAUUGAUAGUGCGGAUAAAAGAGAUAUAAUGUGGAGACAAAGGGUGGAAAAUUGA